This is a messenger RNA of Coregonus clupeaformis (lake whitefish), 1797 nucleotides long. RefSeq names its product hairy/enhancer-of-split related with YRPW motif protein 2. Gene Ontology annotation, biological process: regulation of neurogenesis; circulatory system development; Notch signaling pathway. Gene Ontology annotation, cellular component: nucleus. The coding region runs from base 189 to 1199 and encodes 336 amino acids. The transcript is spliced from 5 exons. Lineage: Eukaryota; Metazoa; Chordata; Actinopteri; Salmoniformes; Salmonidae. The record is from RefSeq and is a predicted model, not a curated record. Gene Ontology annotation, molecular function: protein dimerization activity; RNA polymerase II cis-regulatory region sequence-specific DNA binding; DNA-binding transcription factor activity, RNA polymerase II-specific.
CUCGGGGCGUGUUUUUUCUGCUGUGGGUGUUGCCAAGCAGGACGUUGGCGGCUACGCUCCCCUGCAUCUGUGAUUGAGGCUCCAACGGUUCGUGGGAAAGCUGUACAGAGGGAAUUGUACACGCACCAGUCAAGUCUACCUGGACGCGCACCCAUCCACGGAUACGUUCAUAUAGACAUAGCGUGUGUAUGACCAUGAAGAGGCCUUGUGAGGAUAGUACUUCUGACAGCGACAUGGAUGAAACUAUUGAUGUCGGCAGUGAGAAUAAUUAUUCUGGGCACAGCAAUGGAUCAUUUAUUAGAUGUGGCUCCCCAACAACAACAACCCAAGUUAUGGCAAGAAAAAAACGAAGAGGGAUCAUCGAGAAAAGAAGGAGGGAUCGAAUCAAUAAUAGUUUAUCAGAGUUACGUCGACUUGUCCCAACUGCAUUUGAAAAACAAGGUUCAGCCAAAUUAGAGAAGGCAGAAAUAUUGCAGAUGACAGUGGAUCACCUAAAGAUGCUGCAGGCCACUGGCGGUAAAGGGUACUUUGAUGCCCACUCCCUGGCCAUGGACUUCAUGAGUGUGGGGUUCAGGGAGUGUCUGACGGAGGUGGCCAGAUACCUGAGCUCUGUGGAGGGAUUAGACAGCAGCGACCCCCUGCGUGUACGCCUGGUCUCCCACCUCAGCACCUGCGCAUCCCAGAGGGAGGCGGCUGCCAUGACCUCAUCUAUGACACACCACCAGCAGGCUCUCCACCCUCACCACUGGGCCGCCGCCUUCCACCCCUUCCCCACCGCCUUCCUCCAGCAGAAUGGACUGCCCUCCUCAGACAACGCCGCCAGCAGACUGUCUGUGGAGGUGCCCCAGCGCGGCUCAGCCCUCCUAACGGCCACCUUCUCCCAUACCGACUCCUCUCACAGGGCGCCCUCUAAUGGCAGCGUGGCUCCCUGCGUCCCCCCGCUCUCCACCUCCCUCCUGUCGCUAUCGGCUACUGUUCACGCCGCGGCAGCUGCUGCUGCGGCCCAGACUUUUCCCCUGUCAUUCCCUGGAGGAUUCCCCAUCUUCACACCUCACAGUGUGAGCAGCACAGCGUCUAUGGUAGCUUCAGCUGUGAGCCCCUCCAUAUCCACCUCAUCCACCUCACAGCAGAGCAGAGACCGAGAGAGCAGCAGCAGCAAACCGUACAGACCUUGGGGAACAGAAGUAGGAGCCUUUUAAGUGUUUGACUUUUCGAAGGUCUCAGGGUGGCUAGAGGACUUCCACACUUUGAAGAUAAAGGAACAAUACUGUUUUAUUAACUAUGGCUUGUUUUUUUUUGGUGUCCAUGGACUUUUAUUCCACCAGCUUAUUUCAUGUCUGACUGUGUGCAGAUUCAGAGCAAAUCCAAGUUCUCUUAUGGGAGAGCGACAGAGGAUAAUUAAAUCCACUUAAAAUGUAUUAAUGAUUUAUUUUGAUUGAAUAACAACACUGAAAUUGGACCUCUCUAGCUCCGGUCUUUUUCUCUGUCUUCAGUGUCAGUUUGUUUUCAUAAUUUUCUUAACACUGUCACUAGACCAUUUGCUUCCCCAAAAUUGGCUAUUUAAUUCAUAUUAUUAUGAGUACUAUUUUCUGAAUAUGUGAAAUGGAAACAAAAUUCCUUAAAAUAUCCAGCAGAAGUUUUGUUUUGCUCUGACCUCAACUCAGUUGAGAUUCUCUAGGUGGGGAAAUAGUGUGAUAAACACUCACAAAGCACCUACUGGGCUCAGACGUCAGUUCAACGUCUACUUUUGAUUUACAUUUGGUUGAGUUGUCAGCUAACGUGAAUUCAACGUGAAAU